This is a messenger RNA of Branchiostoma belcheri (Belcher's lancelet), 1541 nucleotides long. Its product is annotated as cytochrome P450 2C31-like. NCBI's taxonomy places the organism in Eukaryota, Metazoa, Chordata, Leptocardii, Amphioxiformes, Branchiostomatidae. Bases 15 to 1541 code for a protein of 508 amino acids. Gene Ontology annotation, cellular component: cytoplasm; intracellular membrane-bounded organelle. Gene Ontology annotation, molecular function: iron ion binding; heme binding; oxidoreductase activity, acting on paired donors, with incorporation or reduction of molecular oxygen, reduced flavin or flavoprotein as one donor, and incorporation of one atom of oxygen. The record is from RefSeq and is a predicted model, not a curated record. The transcript has 8 exons. Gene Ontology annotation, biological process: xenobiotic metabolic process.
AGCUCUGGACAAAAAUGGCCGCAGUCGUCAUGUGGAUACCCGAUUCUGUCCGGGAGAUCUUGCAGAUCUAUGGGCUGACUCUGCAGUCUUUUCUCGUCGUCUGCACUGCUGUUAUUCUGGUGUGUUUUCUCUUGAAGCGCGGCAGAAACCUGCCUCCCUACCCGGCAGGACGCGUGCCUGUUCUCGGGCACCUCCUCGCCUUGGGCCGAGCGCCUCACCUCAAGCUGACGGCGUGGGGGCAGCAGUACGGGGACGUCUUCACCGUCAGGAUGGGGAUGGAAGAUGUGGUGGUUCUGAACGGCUACACUGCCGUCAAGGACGCGCUCGUGGAUAGGUCUGAGCUGUUCGCCUCCAGGCCGCCAAAUUGCUUGUUUGAUGCUGUAACGGGUUUCGGAAAAGACCUGGCCUCCGUACCCUGGGGUACCGCCAUUAAGCAGAGACGUCGGUUCACCAUCAGCGCAUUAAAGGUGCUCGGCAUGAAGGUGGGAACUGGCAGCAUCGAGGAGAAAAUCCGAGAGGAGGCAAGCUGUCUUCGCAACAGGGUGGCGGAAUAUGACAGGAAGCCCUUUGACGUUGCAUACGAUCUGAACGUGGCUGUCGCAAACGUGGUCUGCUCCAUGGUGAUCGGGAGGCGCUAUGACUACAGGGACGAGACGUUCCGGGGACUGUCCGAUGCGGUCGUCACGGUGGCCGUCAAACUUGCCGCCGGCCAGAUCAUCAGUUUCUUCCCCUGGCUACGGUUCGUUCCCGGAGUGAACAGAGCCAGAGUCGAGCUGCUCGAACAGAACGCGAAGCUUCAGAAGAUGUUGGGAGAAGAGCUGGCUAAACAUCGCGAGAACCUAGAUCGCGAGAACCCGCGAGACUUCCUUGACUUCGGUCUGCUGGAGCUCGAGAAGCAUGAGAAGGUGGAGGGUCUGACGGGGGAUAUCGUGAUGCACAUGGCUCAGAAUCUCUUCCUAGCGGGCACGGAAACCGCCUCCAACACCCUCCGGUGGAGCCUACUCUACAUGGUUCUGCACCCAACCGUCCAAAGGAAGGUGCAGCAGGAGCUUGAUGCCGUUGUUGGUGAGGGUCUGCCCACCCUGUCCCACCGUUCCCAGCUGCCCUACGUGAACGCCUGUCUGCUGGAGGUCAUGAGGAUCCGACCGCUUCUGCCCGUCGCCCUUCCACACGCCACCACACAGGACGUUAAAGUGUGUGGUUAUGACAUUCCCAAAGACACGCAGGUGCUUGUGAACCUGCACUCCAUCCAUAAAGACCCCGCCUACUGGCCUGAUCCGGACCGGUUUGACCCCGGAAGGUUUCUGGACGCGGAAGGGAACGUCAUCAACAAGCCUGAGUCUUUCCUGCCUUUUUCAGCUGGGCGACGCGUGUGUCCCGGAGAGCAACUGGCCGGCAUGGAACUUUUCCUGUUCUUCUCGACCCUGCUGCAGUCCUUCACCUUUUCGCCGCCAGAGGGCGCUCCUGCUCCACACUCUGACGGCGUUUUUGGCCUGACGUUGACCUCACCUCCGUUUGAGCUAUGUGCGAUUCCGCGAUAG